Megalobrama amblycephala (Wuchang bream) is the source of this 979-nucleotide messenger RNA. RefSeq names its product dolichyl-diphosphooligosaccharide--protein glycosyltransferase subunit DAD1-like. The record is from RefSeq and is a predicted model, not a curated record. Gene Ontology annotation, biological process: protein N-linked glycosylation. NCBI's taxonomy places the organism in Eukaryota, Metazoa, Chordata, Actinopteri, Cypriniformes, Xenocyprididae. Gene Ontology annotation, cellular component: membrane; oligosaccharyltransferase complex.
UAUUUAUAACGGUCACAGCGACCCGAACGUGUCACUGUCACGUGAUGUUUGAAUGAGGCAUUUAUAAAUCCUACGCAUAUAUUUAAUGUUAACGAUUACACUCCUCAAGUGUAGAGCAAAAAUUAAAUUACAUUUAAAUAAAUACGCUUCAAUGGAGGAUUGGGAAUUUGAGCCAUAAAGCGCCCCCUGCAGGCAGAACUCCUCUGUGCCUCAUAGGAAACCGUUAUUUGCGCCAACGUUAUUUACGCACACGUCAGUUUUCGGUGUUGUUUGGCGUUUAAAUCGAUAGUGAAAAUGUCUAAUUCAGUAAUUUCAGUCAUUUCCAGGUUUUUGGAGGAGUACGCGUCCAGCACGCCGAAUAAACUGAAGGUGGUAGACGCGUACAUGAUGACAGGGGCGCUGCAGUUUCUUUAUUGUUUAUUAGUCGGGACGUUUCCGUUCAACAGCUUUCUAUCUGGUUUCAUAUCGUGCGUUGGGUCGUUUAUUCUCGCAGUGUGUCUGAGAAUCCAGAUUAAUCCUCAGAAUAAAGGCGAGUUCUUGUCCAUCUCUCCAGAGAGAGCCUUUGCUGACUUCCUGUUCGCCCACACUGUUCUUCAUUUGGUUGUUAUUAAUUUCAUUGGUUAAGUGUCCACGUGUGCUUAUAAAAAGAUUGAUUGAGGAAUGACCAAACCUGGAAUGCAUAUGCAUCUUAGAGGAAGCAGAGAAGAAAAUUCAUGUAUUUUCUCCCAUCCGCUGACAUGCAGCUCCUGCAAACCUUAUCAAAUUUUCCAACACUGCAUGUGACAAAUCCUGAAACUGGACAUGACUAAAUAAAUAAUAUCUUGGGCCCUGUUCCCUCCCAAUAAUCAGUGAUGAUUGAAGAGUAUUCAGUCCGUCUGAUAUAUUUUCAUUCAAACAAACAUGUUUGUACAUGUUUCAUUAUAAGUAUUAUACAGAUAUAUAUUUUUUGUUUUAUUAAAAAAUAAAUAAUAAUAAACCA